This is a messenger RNA of Paramecium sonneborni, 1933 nucleotides long. The record is from the annotation of a GenBank genome assembly. NCBI's taxonomy places the organism in Eukaryota, Ciliophora, Oligohymenophorea, Peniculida, Parameciidae.
UAUGCGCUCACUUAUAUGUAAAUUUUAAUUUGCAUUCUUGGUCAAAUAAAAGAGCAGAUUUAAAGAUGUCGAUCUCAAAAAUCAAUUAUUUAAAUUAACUGGCUCCUAAAUUUAAAAUUUAAAGGAUUCUUGUCAUGGUAUUUAAUGUGAGGAUGAUAUUGUCAAAGGAUUGCAUUAAAAUAUUCUUACAAAUAUUCCAACAUUUACAUCAUUCUUUGCUAUGAAAAGUAUAAUGUACUACUAUUUACAAAAUGAAUGUAAAAAUGAAGAAUUUUGGAAAUUAGCAGGACAUAGAUUGAUUUAAUUAUUUAAGCAAGAUUCUAAAUUUAAUCAUCCUCUAUGCUUAGGUUAAUUAGCAUUUAUUUUAGGUUAACUUAAAAGAAAGAAUUACAUAUAAAAUUAAUAGGAAAAUAAUAUUUAUUAAUAAUGUAGUAAUUUGUUACUUGAUAGAUUCACAAAAUGUUUGAAAGGUUAGACCUAAUAAAAUAUAACUCAUAUUAUAGCUUUAAUUAAUUUAUAUCAACUAGAAUCUGAAAAUGUUAAGAAAGCAACUGAUGCUCUAAUAUCCUAAUUGGACUUUUCUACAUUUACAAUUAUUGAUAUUCAUUAUAUCUUAUGGGGUCUUUAAGGUGGUUUCUAAAAAUCGCUUGUAGAAUUUAGUGUAUUGUUUUUAGAAAAUUAAUUUGUUUCGUAAAGAAUUAAGACUGAUUUUCAUAAACUAAACCAGGAAUAAUAAGCUAAAGUGUUAAUUGCACUUGUAUCACUUAGAUUCAAUGAUAAAGAAUGUAUUGAUGCUAUUGUUAGAGAUCUUAAAAUAUUUAACAUUACUUCACUAUUGUCUUUAAUGAUGAAAUAUUUAAAAAAUCCUUUGCAUUAAUUAAAUAACUAAUAUACAAUAAUACUUGCAUUGAAAGAAUAAUUUGAUGAAUAUUUCUUGAUGGAAGAUAAAGAUUUGUAUGAUACAAUCAUAGGUAUUAAAUUAAUUCUUUACAUUCCAUCAUAAAUGAAUAUUGAAAUCAGAUAGCAAUUUUUAAAAUAUAUUUAAUAAUAUGAAAAAUUUAUAAUUACUAAUAUGGAUCAUUUUUAAAAUGAAUCUCUUGUCGAUAUCAUUAGUAUGGCUAGCUUGUUUGAAUAGGAAAAAUUAAUACUUGAGAAAGUUUAAAAUAAAAUAGAAAAUUUCAAUAUGAAUCUAUAAGAUAGUAUAUCCUUUUUAUUUUGCAUUGAAAAAUAUUCUAAUUAAUUUCAUUAAUAAAUAAAUGAUUGUUUAACAGCCAUAAUAAAAAUUUAUGUUCAUGAAAUUCCAAAUUUAAACAUUUAAAAAAAUUUAUAAUUUUAUAUAGCUUUAAAAUUAUUAGAAGAUGAAUUUCCAAUCACUAAAGUUUUAUAACCUUAUUAAGAUGAAUAGAAAAUCUAAAUGAAAUUGAUUGAGACUAUAAAAAAAGAUUAGACAGAAAAAUAUCUUCAAAAUUUUUAGUUGUAAAGAAAUUUCAAACAUUUUAAAGGAUUUAUGGAAAAUAAUUUUGAAUACAAUUUAUUUUUAUUUGAAAAGUAAGGGUUGUUGAAAUAUAUCAAAGAAAGCCGUGUUGGAUGUUAUCUUAUAGAUUAUAGGGUUUGGGAUGUAAAUUUAGAAAAUCUUAAUAUUUCUGAGUUAAAAUAAAUGCAAAAGAAUAGUAUUUUAUAGAAUGAGUUUAUUGAGAUUAAGCAAAAUAAAUACGAUGAUAUUGGAAUAGAUAGGAGAGAUGAGUAAGAAAAUUAUUUUAUUGAAAUUGAUGGAGCAUGUCAUUUUGAUAUUAGACUUGAUAUUGUAAAUUAGACAGUAUAGAAAAAGAAAAUAUUGCAAAAAUAUAAGAUAAAUUUUAAAUCUAUAGCUUUAAAUGAGAAUCGAGGUAUUAAUAAUAGUUUGUAGAUGAUUUUAAAUAUUUUUGGAAAAUGA